Paramisgurnus dabryanus is the source of this 1023-nucleotide messenger RNA. Its product is annotated as sialoadhesin-like. Lineage: Eukaryota; Metazoa; Chordata; Actinopteri; Cypriniformes; Cobitidae. The record is from RefSeq and is a predicted model, not a curated record.
AUGAAAGGACUGAUAUAUCUUCUGUUUCAAGGUGUUCUGCUGUAUGAGACUUUGGCAUGGGAAGUGAGAAUGCCAUCAGAAAUUCAUGGCCUCAAAGGUUCCUGUCUGGUUAUACCGUGCUCUUACUCUUACACUUCAUACCCACCAACUAACCCACGUAGAGUUGUUUGGUAUCAGUGGGUGUCGAGUGGCUACCCUUUAGUUUAUGAUCCCUGGUAUCCAGGCAAAGUUAUUGACAAGUUCAGAGGAAAAACUGAUAUAUAUAGGCAUAGAAACUCAGAUCGGGAUUGUAGUCUGUUGAUCAAAAGCGUGGAUCCGUCUCACAAUGGAGAAAAAUUAUAUGCAUGGAUUGACCCAGAAAAAAUUGGAAAGAGCACCUAUAAGUUUUAUGAUGUCACCUCCAAGAUUAUUGUUGACACAAAUCCACAGCAGCCCAUCAUUAAUAUUUACGGAGGAGGAAAGACCGGUGACAGCAUUACAGUAGCGUGUUACACCUUACACACCUGUCCAUACAGCAAACCAAACAUCGUUCUGAACGGUAUUGAAGGAUCUGAUAAAAUAGAUGAUGUUGAUAUUAAAAGUGGUCAAUGGAAAACCACUCGGACACGCACCGGUGUAGUGAAGGCUGAACGCUCAGAUAUUGAGUGUAUUGUAACACAUCAUGGACGCAUAACAGCAAGAACUACAAAAUCACAAAGUGCUAAAUGUGUCUAUUAUAAUAUAACCAUUGAGCCUAAACUGGCAGCAGAUAUCAUAGAGGGUGUUGAUAUGAACUUCACUUGUACCGUCCACCAUUCCUGCCUGACGAAUCCUCCGAUCCUCUCCUGGAACUAUGAGAACAUGUCGGUCAGUUAUGAUACGAAACAACUUACAGGGUUUGAAUUGGCCACCUUUUCCACCAUAACCUUUUUGGGGACAAAGAAAGAAGAUGGGAAGAAAUUGCUCUGCAGUGCAAAUAUUUCUGGACAGAAAAUCACAGCAUCUGUCGCCUUACAUGUACAACAUUCCUUCUACACCAACUGA